Molecule: messenger RNA, 1911 nt
Organism: Pararge aegeria (speckled wood butterfly)
Lineage: Eukaryota; Metazoa; Arthropoda; Insecta; Lepidoptera; Nymphalidae
Exons: 5
Coding region: 405-944 (179 amino acids)
Source: RefSeq, a predicted model, not a curated record
CAUAUUUUGCAGUUUUAUCGUUGACGCUAAGAAGCGAUUGGUUUUGCAGUUAGUUAGUGAUAACGCGCUUACCGGUGAAAUCAUACGCUGUGACAACUUUUCCGCGUGAUUAAAUAUUUACAAAUAAUGUGUAAUUAAUAAUAGGUAAUUAGGUAUAUGGCGGAAAUUUAAGUGUUAGUGUUCCCACUUAACCUUUAUUGUUUAUUGUUUAUUGUUAUUAGGUACACAAAACAGGUAAAUAAAAGCCAAACAGUCAGGUUAACUUAUCGUAAGAGACCCACAUCAUAAAAAAAUAAGAAAACCCAUAAAUAAUCUAAUCUAUCUAUGAAGUAGCUAUCUAAAAAUCGGAUGGAUUGUUUUGGGAUGUUGGGAAUUAACACCCUAAGUGUUAAGCAAUAAGAGCCAUGAGUGUGCCCAUGGUGAAAAGGUGUUGUUGUGGAGCCAGUCUGCAUACAGGAACUUUAAUUAUUGGCUAUAUUUAUACGGUGUGGUCCCUUCUGGAGCUAUUAGGAUACACCCUGCUAGUGACGCUAGCCCCGCUGGGACGCAAUGGUACCAUCUCCGGGCACAAAUACUCGCUGUACAUCACCGCGGCAGUCGUCAGUGGAGUCGCCUUGCUCUGCUCCAUCCUGCUCAUCGUGGCCGCUCACAAGAAGCUUGCAUUUUUAACGCUUCCCUGGACGAUCAUGACGGGAAUUCUGACGGCGUUGGUAUUUACCAUAUGCCUGACAGGCAUCAGCCUAAUCCUUCAAGACACUGGCGAGAUGCUGGAGGUGGAAACGAUUGUCAUCUUCGUGCAUCUAACGAGGGCUUGUAUAUCGGUGUACUGCAUCGUGGUGGUGCACAGUCGCCACAAGCAGAUCAUGUACGAGGAGGACGAGAGACGCUUUCAGCAUUCCGGCAGGGUGUACCGACCGGUGAUGACCAAAGACCAGGCUUUCUGAUAUUGAGCUCCACGACAAGGGCCAAACAAGACCAACGUUUUGUGUUUCAACGUCUUGGGCGUAAAAAUACGUCAAUACCUCAACUCUACACUAUCAUAUCCCCAUGAGACGAUACGAGUUUACGCUACUGCAAGGGUGGAUGGAGCGCUAGACUCAUUUUAGGAGUUCUCCACUCCGUUAUGGUUUUUGAUUGUUUUGUUUUCUCCGUCUGGAGUAAUAAAACACGCAAAGGAAAGUAAUUGAAUAAAUGGAGUGUGUAUGCCGAUGAAAUCUUGAUCAGCAUGCCUCACUGCUUACAUACCUACCUCUGAAAACCAUUAAUGGUCAGAGCAAAAAUUAUAUCGCUCGUUCCAAAAUGGCAGGCUUGGAUGAGAAGUAAACUCUCCCAACAUGUAAACUGCUGCUUAAAGUUGGCUCAACAAUCUGUAAACUCAAUUUAACUUUCCUGUAGAUCGAUCGGCAUAUAAAUACUGAAAAUAGCUAUUUCAGAACUUGAAUUUGAGACCCGGUAUAAACUGCAGUGACAAUAGAUUACACAAUUAUAUUGUGACAGUUGUAAUAAAAAAUAUUAAGAAGCGUACUUUUAUGGAGCUCAAGGAUAUUUUUUAUGUGAGGUUUCUUAACUCGCGCUAAUUUUAGAUACAACUAAGUACCUAUUGCUAAUCGAGUGUUGGCGCAGGUUCAGCAAACUUGGGCAAUGGGCAAUAAUUCAGCUAUGGGACGUGCUUGGCGUAGAAAAAAUGUAGCUACCAUUCCGUGGGGACGCCACUCGACUUGAGAUGUGUGUACAAAGCGGAUCUACUCGCAGUAAUCUAGUGAUAACUGUAAAGAAAAAUAUAUAUACCUAGGCUAUAUAAAUUACUAUGUCAAUUCAAUUAUGUAUAAUAUGUGUUUUUUUUUUUAUAAAAUGGUUUAAUUUAAUAAACUGGUUUUUCCUUAUCAUACUUCUUUUCGUAACCAUCUAUAA